GCCCGGCAAUGUCUCUCCCACUAGCCACAGUGAGCGUGCCCUCGUCUGAAGCGGCCACGUUGCUCGAUGAGACGCCCCGCGUUGACGAGCCCGAGGGGCCGAUUGGUGGAGAGGCCGCCCCGGGCCAGCCUGGCGCCGUGACGCCGGGCUACGCGCCCGCCUCUCCCCCACGCUCCUUUAGCCCGCCCCGCCCCGCCUCUUGGUGGACACGUGGGCCUCCGUCGGGCGCUGUUUCCACUCGAGGCAAUUCCUGGUUGUACGUGCCCUUGCUCCACGCCGCCGCCGGCACCUUGGCCCGCACUGCUUUUGAGGAGUGGACGCAGCAGACAACGUGGCCGGGGUGGCUGCCCAUGGUGCAACACUUGCAGGAGGCGGCCCCAGCAGACGUAGACGCCGUCCGUCUCGUGCUGCGGGGGCUGGGGGCGCAUCAGGCAGCCGAGCGGCUACCGGACACAACCAGUCGCGCCGUGUCCUUGCCGCUAGCGGCCAUCGCUUCUUCCCUCGUCGAAGCUGAUGGGUACUUCCACGCGGCGGCGCAAGAGACGCUGGUUGAGGCCUUUGCUGGCCAGGAGGCGGCGGCGCAGCUCCUGCGCUCCGCAGACGCCUUCCGCCUAGUCUCUGCCACGCGACCGGAACUUCACCCGAGUGUGGGGGCAACGCCGGAGUUGGAGCCAGGCGAAGGCAGCUUGCCCACACGGCGCGUGCAACAGGGUCGGCGAAGGGGUGCCAGGGGCGGCGCCCGCAACCAGGUGGAUGUGGCCGAGGCGGCAAUGCAGCGAGGACUGGACGCCUUGAACGACAUCGACCUUGCUGCUGUACUCCGC
Messenger RNA from Effrenium voratum, 824 nucleotides. The record is from the annotation of a GenBank genome assembly. Lineage: Eukaryota; Dinophyceae; Suessiales; Symbiodiniaceae.